This is a messenger RNA of Closterium sp. NIES-65, 565 nucleotides long. The record is from the annotation of a GenBank genome assembly. NCBI's taxonomy places the organism in Eukaryota, Viridiplantae, Streptophyta, Zygnematophyceae, Desmidiales, Closteriaceae.
CGGCAUUUCUCCGAGACUGCCAAAAGGCAUGGGGUAUGACGUUCCCAGGCUGGGCCGUUGGAGGUGACUGUAGCAGUGCUGUAGGACUCACCUGUGACGAAUCAGGCAUGAUUACCAACAUAUAUUUGAGAAAAUCAGUUCUUGGAGGGUCUAUUCCUGAUAGCAUCUCCUCACUCAAUUCUCUUAUGAGUCUAGAUAUGUCGGGCUGUGAGCUCAAUGGGCUUAUUCCAGCUGGGAUUGGGAACCUCACUUCAUUGCAGCACAUAAAUUUGUUUGACAACCAGCUUUCUGGGCCUAUUCCAGUUGAAUUUGGAAACCUCACCAAUUUGUCUCGGCUGGCUCUGUCGGACAAUAAGCUUACUGGAUCUAUUCCAGCGGGACUGGGAAGCCUCAUCGCACUACAAUAUUUGCUUCUCUCGAACAACGCUUUGACGUUCUCCAUUCCCGACAACCUCUCCUCGCUUGUUAAUCUCAAUUUUAUAGAUAUCUCAAACAAUGCUUUGACGGGCUCCAUUCCGAACUGUUUGUGCUCGUGUGGUGAUGUCGACGAAUACACCUUUUAUCU